AUGGUGACGCACCCUCGCUUCGACGUCUUCUUUUCCCUUGUGGUGGUCACGAACUCCAUCUUCAUUGGCAUCGAUGUGCAAUUGAAUCCAGCAGCUUUGGACGCUACCCCGCCCGCUCUGGUGGCGAUACAGUACUUCUACACCUUCCUCUUUUGCAUGGAGUUGGUCCUUCGCGCACUUGCCCUCGGCAAGGAGUAUUUCUGCGGCAAGGAGUGGGUGUGGGCAGCCCUCGAUGGCUUCAUUGUUGCCACCUCCCUUUGGGAAGUCUUUGUAGAUACCUGGUAUGCUCUCGUUGAUGAUGACUCGAGCAGUCUCGAGAUAUUUGGUGGUCUCGCCGGCCUCAAAGCCUUCAGGAUUGUGCGUAUCACGCGCAUUGUGAAGACUGUGCGCCUGAUGCGCAUUUUCAGAUUCGUCCUGGCACUCCGAAUGCUGGUCCACUCCAUCCUUCAUACGCUGAAAGCUUUGUUCUGGGCCCUGGUGCUUCUUCUUCUCAUCAUCUAUGUUUUCGCACUUAUCUUCACGCAGAUUGUCAAUGGUCACAUCCGCGAUCCAGCAGUUGCGCCGCUGCCCCCUGAAGAGCUGGAGACCAGCAUGUCAUUCUACGGUUCACUGGUGGACACAAUGGUCAGCCUCUUCAUGGCCGUGACUAAUGGGGUGGGAUGGGAGAGGCUCUACCGACCUCUCGGCUCGAUCUCUCACGUCUGGAGCUUCCUGUUCUGGUUUUAUAUCAGUUUUGUUUUCUUCGCUGUCUUGAAUGUGCUGACUGCGGUAUUCUGUCAGAGCGCCAUUGAGAGCGCACAAAACGACCAUGCGACAGCCGUGCAAAACAUGGAGGCCAACAAGGAGAUGCACCUGAAGAAGCUCCGGGCACUGUUCAGCCAGCUGGGCAAUGAGGAGUCAGGUGUGAUCACCUUCGGCCAGUUCGAGUCCAAGAUUCACUCGCCGGAGGUUCGCGAAUACUUCGAGACCCUGGGUUUGGAUGUUGAGGAUGCUUGGAGUUUCUUCAAGCUGCUAGACAGGGAUGGUGGUGGCUCU
Symbiodinium pilosum is the source of this 1035-nucleotide messenger RNA. The record is from the annotation of a GenBank genome assembly. NCBI's taxonomy places the organism in Eukaryota, Dinophyceae, Suessiales, Symbiodiniaceae.